AUGUGUUUGUUGGAUUAUUUCUUCCUUUACUUUAUUGGGUUUAUUUUAUUUUAUUUUAUUUUAUUAUUAUUAUUAUUUUCUCUUAUGUGGGAGGGAACAUGUAUAGGUAAGCGGGAACGCUUCUUGACACGUUGUCAAUGCGUGGGUAGUUCUCUUCUUCUUCUUCUUUUUUUUUUUCUUUUUUUUUGUUGUUGUUGUUGGUGGUGGCCUUUGAUGCGUCCUUUUCUGCAUCGAAUGGCUUCGGGCAGGUCCUUGUGGGAUUUCCGUUGCGUGUGUAGGAACCUCAGGAGGGGUAGGAGGGGUAGGAGGGGAGGAAGCCCACGUUUAUUAUUUUCAUUUCCGCCCUUCCCUACUGCGGUGCAAAGAAGAAGAAGAAGAAAAGGGGAAACAAAAAGAAAAAAAAAAAGGAUUAACUUUUAUAAAGGACCCGAAGAGGGGGAGAAGUGGUAG
Molecule: messenger RNA, 450 nt
Organism: Trypanosoma cruzi
Lineage: Eukaryota; Euglenozoa; Kinetoplastea; Trypanosomatida; Trypanosomatidae
Exons: 1
Coding region: 1-450 (149 amino acids)
Source: RefSeq, a predicted model, not a curated record